Messenger RNA from Torulaspora globosa, 378 nucleotides. It is a transcript of the gene VTC1, whose product is annotated as Vtc1p. Bases 1 to 378 code for a protein of 125 amino acids. The record is from RefSeq and is a predicted model, not a curated record. The transcript has a single exon. Gene Ontology annotation, cellular component: fungal-type vacuole membrane; vacuolar transporter chaperone complex. Lineage: Eukaryota; Fungi; Ascomycota; Saccharomycetes; Saccharomycetales; Saccharomycetaceae.
AUGUCUUCCGCGCCAUUGCUACAGAAAACCCCGGGCAAGAAGAUCGCUCUCCCCACGAGGGUCGAGCCAAAGGUGUUCUUCGCCAACGAGCGUACGUUCCUCUCGUGGCUCAACUUCACCGUGAUGCUCGGUGGUCUCGGUAUCGGUCUGCUGAACUUCGGCGACUUCGUCGGCAAGAUCAGUGCAGGAGUGUUCACGCUGGUCGCGAUGGCCACCAUGGUGUAUGCGCUGGUCACAUACCACUGGAGAGCGGCCGCAAUCAGACGCAGAGGCUCCGGACCGUACGACGACAGACUCGGGCCAACUCUACUGUGUUUCUUCCUGCUCAUCGCGGUGGUGAUUAACUUCAUUCUCAGACUGAAGUACAACGCUGAAUAG